Messenger RNA from Microbotryum saponariae, 2426 nucleotides. Lineage: Eukaryota; Fungi; Basidiomycota; Microbotryomycetes; Microbotryales; Microbotryaceae. The record is from the annotation of a GenBank genome assembly.
AUGAAGAAGACCUUCCAAGUGCUCGGGAUUGUUCCCUCCAGCAAGUCGACCCGCCGACUGAUGGUCCUGAUGCACGACGCCUCAACCCCGCCUUCGCAGGCGCCAGCGCUCGCACGAGCCGCCCAAAGAGCGGUGCGAAACGACGCAGCCCCGGCCUCCAAUGUGAUUCGAGUCAUUAUGGAUGGUCCUGGAUCACCCAGAGGUCCUGUACAGACCGCGCUGCGCAAGCACUUUGGAUUGGCCGAGACGCCGUUCAUGUUCGCGCGGCCCGAGGGCAUCGUGCUUGACCCCGAGGUCGAGAAGCUUUUCUCGAAAUGCGUGAAGCUGAACCCGAUUGUGACGAAAGCCACGAAGAGGUUCCCGAUCGCUCGUCACAUGUACGAGCUUGUAUUCGAAUCCGAGCAAGCUUGUCUUGAAGCCGCUUCAGCGGGCCCAUUCCCCUACCACGGCAAGGAGAUGGUUACCGAGCUCCCCAGCGCCUCUCCCCUUAACCACGUCGUGCAGGUGCGAUUCACCUUGCCCUCCUCCUCCAGCGCGAUCCCCGCUUCCGUGCUCCGAAAAUCUCUCGAUGAUGCUAUCACCCUUUCGUUCGGCCGCGCAGGUCGCACACAAGGUUAUACCCUGAUGCAAUUACAGCAGGGCCUCGCGGUCGAUCCGAAUGGCGAUCCAAUGGCCAUGACCGAAGACGGGUUCCACUGCGCGUACCUUCGCUUACAUGCUGAUCUUUUCCAAGGCUCCAUCGAGACGCAGAAGGGUGCGCUCAACGCCGCUUUGCCACAAGAGAUCGAGAUCCUGGGCGCCAAGUACGGCUUGCGACACGAAUUCGAGACGCACUACUGCGCGGUGUGCGAUCGCGCCGGACUGUUGAACUUCGCUCCAUCUCACUUCUAGGACAAUAUGCGCUCACUGAAGUAGAGGUGUCUCGCCUUUUGGUGCAGUGGUAUAUUGUUCCUUCAUAGGUUAUGAGCCCAGAGCAACCAGCAGGUCAUGAGUUCAAUCCCCCCUGGGGUCAGGCAAUUUUGCGCGCAUACACUCAGCGUCCCGGCCCCCGCACUUGCCCAGCGGCGUGCCAAGCACCCUGGCGCAUCGACAGUGCUCACAGUGCCCAAGCUGCACUUGCCCAAGCGACCUGAUCAACAUGCCCAGUUGCCUCACAAGCCGCACCCACUGCCACAAGCUCUUCAGCUUCGCGCACAGGGGGGUGUUGAACUUCGCUCCAUCUCACUUCUAGGACAAUAUGCGCUCACUGAAGUAGAGGUGUCUCGCCUUUUGGUGCAGUGGUAUAUUGUUCCUUCAUACGGACACCAGUGGGGCGCUUGCAGGAAGCCGGUUUCGACUCCGGCCACCGCCGCCCCUGUUCCGGGGGCCUCGACCUCGACUUCGACUUCGACCACCGGCUUCCGAGUUGCUGGAAAGAAUGGGAAGCACGGUGGGCCUGCCGCAUUGAACUCUCGUGUCUCUGGCGCGAACAUGAUCCAGCUGGGACCUCGUGCUAACCCCGCAGGUGCAGUAACUGCCAACAAGGACGACGCGAACGACGGCGACGACGAGUCGAUCGUUUUGACCGAACCGGAGGGCGGCGACACUGGGGAAGAGACGUCGACGCGUGCGACCCUGGGCUCAACAAAGGAGACGCAGACGACGACGGCGGCGCCCGUUUCGACCCCGACCUCUCCUUUGCCUUUGUCCGGUGGCACGUCGGGAUCAUCGGCAACCUCGACAACCUCGAUAGCCUCGACGAGUCCUCAACGCCUUCGUUCGAGCUCGGCACCCGGCAACCGACGUGUCACCCGGGCGGGAUCCGCCAUGAUCCUCGGUGCAUCAGGGGGUGAUGGCUCAGGGGGUCACAGGUCCGAGGUGACCGAAUUCGAGGGGGGCGGCGCUGAACUGAUUUAAUCAUGAUUGAGUCACUCACCGUGUUGACGUUCAACGUCCGAUCGAUGAAGAACGCAGUCAACCAAGUCAAAAUCAUCCAUUAUCUCAAAACCCUUCGGCCGGCCCCUGCGGCCAUCUUCCUGCAAGAGCACCACCUCAGCUACAACGCGUCGCGCGAAGGCUUCAAGAGUGCUUGGCCGGGGGCUUGUAUUCGUUUCACUCCUCAUGUCCUUACCCUCAUACCCGAUGGCUCACCUUUGGCGGGCCAUCUCCUUUCCUCUACCCCGGUCGUCUUUGCAGGAGCUCCUCGUUUCGACGGUCGGAUUCUGCGCUCGGUGUUUCGUCUUGAGGAGCUCGAUGUCGAGAUCAUCAACAUGUAUGCGCCGGUGCAGGAGGAUGAUCGUCGCGACUUUUUCGGGCUUCUGCACUUCAACGCCCCGAGACCCAAGACUCUUCGGAUCUUGGCCGGCGAUCUCAACAAUUGUCCGGAUGUAUCUGUCAGGAUGACAGUGUGUACUCGAAGGAAGCCCCCCAAGGCUAUGUGCGGGUAG